UCUGAGUCUUCAAAUCUUUCCCAUUCUUGUAAAUUACGGAGGCAGUUUAAUCUUAAUGGGAUGCACAAGGCUGGUGAUGUGAUUCUGGGUGGGCUGUUUGAAGUCCACUACACCUCUGUCUUCCCUGAGCUGACAUUCACCUCGGAGCCACAACAGCCCAACUGUCAAGGUUUUGACACUCUAGGGUUCAGGCAUGCCAUGACCAUGGCUUUUGCUAUUGAUGAGAUCAACAAGAACUCCAAGCUGCUACAAAAUGUGACUCUGGGAUACAGUCUUUAUGACAACUGUGCUACGCUUGGUAUUGGGUUUAGUGCUGCAUUGUCAAUGGCCAGUGGUCAAGAGGAGCAGUUUCUGCUUCAGGAGAACUGUUCAGGGUCCCCUCCUGUUAUGGGGAUUGUUGGUGAUCCAUUUUCAACCUUUUCUAUUGCCACCUCCAAUGUUCUUGGUUUAUUCAAACUGCCUAUUGUGAGUUAUUUUGCCACAUGUUCCUGCCUGAGUGACAGGCAGCAGUUUCCAUCCUUCUUCAGAACAAUUCCAAGUGACGCUUUCCAGGUGCGUGCUAUGAUUCAGAUCCUAAAACACUUUGGCUGGACUUGGGCAGGUCUGCUGUUCAGUGACGAUGACUAUGGACUCCACGCUGCCCGAUCCUUUCAUUCUGACCUGGCUCAGUCUGGUGGAGGUUGCCUGGCCUACUCAGAGAUUUUACCUUGGGGCAAUGAUCCAAAUGAAUAUAAGAGGAUUGUGGCUGUGAUGACAAAAUCCACGGCUCGUGUGGUCAUUGUUUUUGCACAUCAGAUGCACAUGAUUCAGCUGAUGGAGGAGGUUGUGAAGCAAAAUGUGACAGGCCUGCAGUGGAUUGCCAGCGAAGCUUGGACAUUAGUUGAUGGACUUCAUACCCCUUCCUUUACACCAUACCUGGGUGGAACACUUGGCAUUGCUAUCCGUUGUGGAAAAAUACCAGGACUUAAGGACUUCCUGUUAAGAAUUAAUCCUGACCAGCACCACAACAAUGGCUAUGGAAAUAGCAUGGUGAAGCAGUUUUGGGAAUACACAUUUCAGUGUAGAUUUGCACCACCUCCAGCAGGUUGGGUUGAAGCUGGGGGAGCAUUAUGCACUGGACAAGAAGAUCUAGAGGAUGUCGAGACUGAGUUUUUGGAUGCAUCAGAACUCAGACCAGAGUACAAUAUUUACAAAGCUGUGUAUGCUCUGGCUUAUGCCCUCGAUGAUUUGCUGCAGUGUGAGCCAGGAAGAGGGCCUUUCAGCGGGCACAGCUGUGCCACCAUACAAAGACUGGAGCCAUGGCAGCUUAUGCAUUACUUGCAAAAAGUCAACUUCACCACAUCGUUUGGUGAUCAAGUUUCAUUUGAUGAGAAUGGUGAUGCCUUACCAAUAUAUGACAUCAUGAAUUGGAUGCUGCUCCCUGAUGGAGAAAUUACACUUCAAAAUGUGGGUGAGGUUAAGAAGUCGGCCUUCAAAGGUGAAGAACUCAUAAUUGAUGAAGGCAAAAUCUUCUGGAACUUUGACUCAAAAGAGCCACCCCAGUCAGUAUGCAGCGAAAGUUGUCCUCCAGGUACCCGCAUGGCCAGGAAAAAGAACCAGCCUGUGUGUUGUUUUGACUGCAUCCCCUGUUCCGAGGGAGAAAUUAGUAAUGAAACUGACUCCAUGGAGUGCAACAACUGUCCAGAGGACUUCUGGUCCAGCCCCCAGCGUGACCGCUGUGUUCCUAAGAAAACAGAGUUUCUCUCCUACCAUGAGCCUCUGGGUAUCUGCUUGACAACUGCCUCAUUGUUUGGCACUUUUAUCUGUGCUGUUGUCCUGGGCAUCUUCACCUACUAUCGCAGCACACCCAUGGUACGCGCCAACAAUUCAGAACUGAGUUUCCUGCUCUUGGUUUCACUUAAACUAUGUUUCCUGUGUUCACUGCUGUUUAUUGGACGUCCCAAGCUUUGGACAUGCCAGUUGAGACAUGCAGCAUUUGGGAUCAGCUUUGUGCUUUCUGUCUCAUGUAUUCUGGUGAAAACCAUGGUGGUUCUGGCUGUGUUCAAGGCCUCCAAGCCAGGAGGUGGAGCCAGUCUGAAGUGGUUUGGUGCUAUGCAGCAGAGAGGGACAGUUCUGGUUCUCACUUCUAUUCAGGCUGCAAUCUGCACAGCUUGGCUUGUCUCUUCCUCACCAGCUCCUCAUAAAAACACCCAAUAUCACAAUGACAAGAUAGUUUAUGAGUGUGUAGUUGGGUCCACAGUUGGUUUUGCAGUGUUAUUGGGGUAUAUUGGAUUACUGGCUGUCCUUAGCUUCCUGUUAGCAUUUCUGGCAAGAAAUCUCCCAGACAACUUUAAUGAGGCCAAACUAAUUACAUUUAGUAUGCUAAUCUUCUGUGCUGUGUGGGUGGCCUUUGUCCCUGCUUACAUCAACUCUCCAGGGAAAUAUGCAGAUGCUGUGGAGGUGUUCGCCAUCUUGGCCUCCAGUUUUGGUCUCUUGGUGGCGCUGUUUGGACCCAAAUGUUUCAUAAUCCUGCUGAGACCAGAGAGGAACACAAAGAAAGCAAUCAUGGGUCGAGAAACCUCCAAGUCAUAG
Larimichthys crocea (large yellow croaker) is the source of this 2571-nucleotide messenger RNA. Its product is annotated as extracellular calcium-sensing receptor-like. The record is from RefSeq and is a predicted model, not a curated record. Gene Ontology annotation, biological process: G protein-coupled receptor signaling pathway. The transcript is spliced from 9 exons. Gene Ontology annotation, molecular function: G protein-coupled receptor activity. NCBI's taxonomy places the organism in Eukaryota, Metazoa, Chordata, Actinopteri, Sciaenidae. The coding region runs from base 61 to 2571 and encodes 836 amino acids. Gene Ontology annotation, cellular component: plasma membrane.